Folsomia candida is the source of this 1459-nucleotide messenger RNA. RefSeq lists its product as uncharacterized. The record is from RefSeq and is a predicted model, not a curated record. The coding region runs from base 108 to 1337 and encodes 409 amino acids. NCBI's taxonomy places the organism in Eukaryota, Metazoa, Arthropoda, Collembola, Entomobryomorpha, Isotomidae. The transcript has 6 exons.
UCCAUUCUGUCGUAGUGCAUUUGGAUGGACUGUGACCUUGUUCCGCGGGUGACACCAACUCUGAGUAGCCCAUAUAAAUAAAUGUUCUAGAACAAUAAAUUGACAAAAUGUGGUACUGGGGGUUGUCGAGUGGGGAGGCACUUUUCCUCGUAGGCACAUUGGACACGAUGUUGGCUGUCUCCUCAACUUGUGAAACAUUUGCCAUCCACUUCCACAAAGUCGGUGUGGACAAGGACAAAUUUCUGGAGUUUAACCAUCAUUUAGCAGCCUACUCAAGCUGGGCUCUGUUAGGGAUGGAAGGCUCCAAACUGGGAUGGAGCCUCCUCCUCUGGAUUGGAGGUCUAAUUCUCGGAAAGCGUCACGUUCUUAAAGUUUGGAUUUAUAUUUCCCUUGUUCACGAAGUGCUGCUUCAACUGCUUGUCUGGAUCUCAGAAUACCAUCACCACCAUUCACUCCCCGAUCACGGUGGUGCUUCUCGAACGCUGCUCCUCAUUCGUAUCACCUACGCCGCCCUGGUUAGACUCCUCUUUCGAACUUGUCUGGUCGUGAGUGCGGCGUUUUUCCUGAGAAGAUGGGGCAGGGUAUCCACUGAGGAGGAGGUUGAUGUGAGAGAAGUUCAAGGGUCCGCCUGUAAUCCUGUUCCAUCAGGGGAUGUGGCUUUCCAGAAGGACGAAUUUGGGAGUAGUGGGGGUGCUCGAAGUCUUCUCUCUGCUCUACCCGGACCUUCGUCGUCGUCCUCCUUCAUUCAACUCCCACCCAUUCUGACGGUCCCUCAGGAUUUCGAGAUCCUCCCCGUGGGUUCCGGCUUGCCCAACACUCUCCGAUUUUAUUAUGGAGACAUUUCCCGUCUUAUCAAACUCUUACUAACAAUCGAUUUUACGUGGGGAAUAUUUCGACUUGUUGAGCGAGAAGUGAGUCAGCUUGUUUUUGGGGCGGGGAUAAUGAUGGGUACGUAUCCUCUCAGCAGCGUUUCCACCCCCAUUUUCACCGAGGAACGCAUCAUCCGGAUCUUCAGACUCACAUUUGACGCAAUUUUUCUUCACAAUCUUCACCACGACAAGCCUCCUUUUGAAGGUCAUCUGAUUCUUCCCAAGUUGGUCGAAAUUUGCGUGAGCCUUGGAAUCCUGGUGUUCAUCCGCGUCGUAGACCAUGCGUUUCCCCUCUUCACCAUCUUCUACGUUUUCUUCGUUCUCGACCUCCUCUUCCGCGCAGUGACUUUCGCGCUUUGCUACAAGGCGUAUGGGGACUUUCUCUGCAGAAGACAUCGCCAUGCUGUCACUGCUGUCGCGAAUCGCAAUCUCAAGAGAAUCAACAGCGUCAUCGCUCGCCCUACUUAAACUACGUACAUAUACAGGAACAGAGACUAAAGAGCUCAACCAUAAAACAACAAAAGGAGCUAACAAAACAUAAAUUAAAUGGUCAAUAAAUCAAUUCCGAAUUUUCCACCUCGUCCAUGGAA